CAGUGUGCCUGCGACCAGACAGACAGUGGAUACCGUCAAGUUGAUAACGUCUACUAGAAGAGGACGACAGGAAAGUUUGACUUUUCGUCUUUUCGUCUGGGAAGACCUCGCAAAGAACUAAAUAGGGAUUUAGCAAAGAAACUAAUUGUGUGUAACGAGGAGGAAUCUCUACAGUCACUGGCAAAGGAUACAGGUCCUGAGAUGGAUAUAACUUUCACUUUGGACUUCAUAAGGGAGUACUGAGAAGAAUCUGGAUACCCUGAAACUCGGCUUGUCUAUUCUCAAACACAGCAGAGCAACAGAUGAAUGUUUAAAAAGAAGGAGCCAAAAUGAAGACAGCUGCCAAGGGUUUUGGGAAGUCUAUAAUGGACCCUUCGCACCAUGAGGGUUGGUGGAACAGAAGGAUAGUGCUAAUGAUGUAUGUGGCCUUGGAGCUUGUAACAGUCCAUUCACCAGUGGUCCUGGGGACCCUUGAGCUACAGCUAGAUGAGGAACAGCCAGCAGGCACAAUUGUAGGGGACAUAAGUGCAGGACUUCCUCCUGGCAUCACAGCAUCCCUGUACUUCAUCUCUGACCAUGAGGGCACAGGUGUGGGUAGUGAUUUGGACAUAGAUGAGAGCACAGGCAUUAUUAAAACCGCCAAAGUUCUGGACAGGGAACUGAGAGAUAGAUACAAUUUCAUAGCAGUCACCAUGACAGGUGUGACUGUGGAGGUGACCAUCAAGGUGAAUGACAUAAAUGAUCAUGCCCCGACGUUCCCUAGAAAACAUGCCACAUUUAAAAUCCCGGAGCAGACAGCUAUCGGCACCAAGUUCCCUCUUGAGCCAGCUUUUGAUGCUGAUAAAGGCCAGCUUGCAACACAGGGUUACCUUAUCAAGGAUGGAAAUGUUGGCCAGGCAUUCACCUUGGAGACCAGGAGGGGAAGCAAUGAGGUUCUUUAUCUGGACUUGGUAGUCAAUGCCAUCCUAGACAGAGAAAAACGAUCCACCUACACAUUAUCUCUGGAAGCCUUUGAUGGUGGUUCCCCCAAAAGGACUGAUCAGAUGACAUUAGAUAUUACUGUACAGGACAUUAAUGACAACGCUCCCAUUUUCAACCAGAGUCGCUACCAUGCUAUAAUAUCAGAGAACCUCCAGCCAGGAAGCAGUAUCCUGCAGGUGUUUGCCACAGAUGCUGAUGAAGGAGACAACGGGAUGGUGGUGUAUGAAAUCAACAGGAGACAAAGCGACCCAGAUCGCUACUUUGUCAUUGACUCUCGCAGCGGCAUCAUCACUCUCAACAAGCCACUGGACUUUGAGAUGAGGAGAGUCCAUGAGCUGGUGGUCCAGGCACAAGACAACGCAACCCAUCCGGAGGUGACCAAUGCCUUUGUCACCAUCCACGUCAGAGACUACAACGAAAACCAGCCCACCAUGACCAUUAUUUUUCUCAGCGAGGACGGAUCUCCCAGAAUCUCAGAGGGUGCGCAGCCAGGCCAGUAUGUAGCCAGGAUCUCAGUCACUGACCCAGACUAUGGAGAGUAUGCCAAUGUCAAUGUGUCGCUCGAGGGAGGAGAUGGAAAGUUUGCCCUGACCACUAAGGAUAGCAUCAUCUAUCUGAUCUGUGUAGACCAGAUUCUGGACCGGGAGGAGAGAGACACCUAUGAGCUGAGGGUGAUGGCAACAGACUCGGGCACUCCUCCUCUCAGGGCCGAGUCCUCCUUUAUCAUCCAAGUGAUUGACAUCAAUGACAACCCUCCUCUGUUUGACCAGCCAGUGUACAGGCAGGUGAUCCCUGAAGUGGUGUUUCCAGGGAGCUUUGUGUUACAGGUGACAGCUAGAGACAAAGACCAGGGGCCCAAUGGGGACAUUAACUACAGCAUCCUGCAAGACCAAGGUGCUUACUCCAACUGGUUCAGUAUAGACUCAGUUACAGGGAUUAUCACCACUCUGUCCCAGCUGGAUUAUGAAAAGAACCCCAAUCCAAGUAUAACUGUGGUGGCCACAGAUGGAGGGAAACCACCCCUGUCAUCCACUGCUGUGGUAAACAUUGUUCUUCAGGAUGUAAAUGACAAUGAGCCUGUCUUUGAGAGAAACUUCUACAAUGUGUCCAUCAAGGAGAACACAGCUCCAGGGACCUGCAUUCUUGAGGUGACUGCGAUGGAUGCAGACGGCGGUUCUUUUGGCUCUGUUACCUACUCCCUUGGCUCUGGCAUUACCAGCACUGUUCCCUCUCAGUUCACCAUUGGCAAGGAGACUGGCCAGAUCUGCACUAGUGCUGCACUAGACAGAGAUCAAGGGGUGGCGAGCUUUGACUUUACUGUUACUGCAGUGGAUGGGGGUGGACUGAGCUCAGUCGCCUAUGUGAAGGUAGAUCUGGUCGACAUUAAUGAUAACAGACCCGCCUUCUACCCAGUCAACUAUGCUGUCAGUUUGAGCACGCAGAGCGCCCCUGGGACAUCUGUUGUCAGAGUGACAGCCUAUGACCCAGACUCAGGCGAGAAUGGAAGAAUUACAUACAAAACAGUACCUGGAGGGGCCUCCCCUUACUUUACGCUCAACAAAGACACAGGUGUGAUCUCCCUCUCUCGGUCUGUCUAUGGGAAGGCAAACUCUGUCAUUCCCAUUCAAAUCUCUGCUCAGGAUGGUGGUGGUCUGGUUGCUCUCGUCAAUGCCAGAGUCAACAUUAGUGUGGUGGCGGGGCUGGUGGCACCGCCCGUGUUUGAACAGACACAGUACUAUUUUACGGUAUCAGAGGAUGCCAUGCGGGGGACAGUCGUAGGCAUUGUCCAGGCAAGCAGUAAGACAGGCACCUCUAGAGAUAUCUCCUACACCAUCAGCUCUGGGGACCCUGCAGGAUACUUUACAGUGGAUCCUGACACUGGGGCCUUAAGGACCAGUCUGCCCCUGGAUCAUGAAGCGCAGUCAGCUAUUGAUUUGGAGGUGCAGGCCCGCAGUGGCAACCCCCCUGCCUUUGGCCAGACCCGUGUCCACAUUACCAUUGCAGACAUCAAUGAUAACCCACCUGUUUUUCUGCCCUCGUCUUCUGAGUCCUUGCUGCUGCCAGAGCAUACAGAAAUGGGCACAGUGGUUUAUCGGGUCCAAGCUGAGGACAGAGACUCUGGAGUCAAUGGACAACUUACCUUUGAUCUUUUCUCACCAAGUGUAAUUCAGAGGACUUUCAGCAUAGAACGCAGCAGUGGUGAGAUUCGAUUGGUAGGGAGCCUCAACUAUGAGAAUGCCCCUCGUUAUGACCUUCAGGUGAUUGCCAAGGAUAGUGGAGUACCCCAGCUUAGCGCCACUUUUGUGCUUGUGGUUCAUGUCCAAGCAGAGAAUGACCAGGGACCUGUGUUUGAUACUCUCACCUACCGUGUGGAGUUAAAAGAAGGGACUCCAAUAAACACACGCUUCCUGCAGGUCAGGGCUUUGAACAGAGAAACCCCUGGCUCAGGUCAUUUCAGCCCCCUGGCGUAUCACUUGCGUCCAGAUGGAGAUGCUGCAGGGUUUGGCAUUGCAGCAGACAGUGGCUGGCUGUUUGUGAAAAGUGCCAUGGAUAGAGAAGUUAAGGACAUGUAUCUUUUAACAGUGCUGGCCAGCCAAGGUCAUGGACAGUUGAAGAAAACGGGCAGUGCCACAGUGCGGAUAUCUGUGACUGAUGAGAAUGACAACUCUCCCCGGCUCACACAAGAGAGGGUCUUUAUGGCUGUGAGAGAAAACCUGCCUGCAGGAACAGGCUUUGGUCACGUGUCAGCCUCAGACCGAGACAGUGGCCCCAACGGACGCCUCAGCUACCGCUUUCUGCACACUGAUCGCCACUUCCAGAUAAACUCCCACACAGGUGAGAUCAGUACAAGGACCACUCUGGACAGAGAGCAGCAGUCUAGUUACCAGCUGGUGGUGGUGGUCCAAGAUGGAGGUUCACCCCCUCGUAGUGCCUCAGGCACAGCCUUCAUCACUGUCCUGGAUGACAAUGACAAUCACCCCUCUUUCACCCAUAGCCAGUCGGGCAAAAGUCUCAUCAUACAGGUGACAGAAGGUCAGUCAUCUGGGGUUUUCUUGGCCACACUGCAAGCCAAAGACCCAGAUGAAGGGGAAAACGGAACCAUAUUCUACUCUUUGUCAGGUCCCAGGGCUGAGCGUUUCUCUUUGAACCCAAACACUGGGGAGCUGCGCUCAUCAUCCCCUCUCAGCCACUCAGAGCGGGCUGAGUACACUCUGACGGUGACAGCUACUGACAGAGGACUGCCCCCUCGCAGCACCUCCUGCUCCCUCACCAUUCAGGUUCUCAGCACCAACAGACCUACUUCUAAGACCAAUUCAUUCUCCAUAUCCUUCAACUCUGUGGAGGAGGCCAAGCCUGGCUCUGUCGUUGGCUCAGUCCGCCUUCGUGACAGAGAAAGUCAAGAGGAAGGGGAGGUAACCUACACAGUGGUCGGGGGCACAGCCCGGGAUGGGACCUUUGUGGUGGACCGUUUGACCGGAGACGUGUACCUGGCUCGUCCUCUUGACUAUGAACGAGACGCACGCUACACUCUGCAGAUUGAAGUAGAUGACCUCUCUCAGGCCCCUCCUAGCAGCACCCUGGUCCAUCUGGACAUUGACAUAGAGGACAGCAAUGACCACGCCCCUCAGUUCCCUGAGGACCCCAUCACCAUUGUCAUCUCUGAGAGCAUGGAGGCUGGCUCCUCUGUCUAUACUUUCCAGGCAACAGAUAAGGAUGGCAGUGGGCCCAACAGCGAGCUGAAGUACUCCAUUCUCCAUCAGUGGCCAAACACUCCUGGCCUACUAACCCUCAACCCUUCCACUGGGGUUCUCUCCUUGGCUCAGGAGUUGGACCAUGAAGUCACCUCCAACCUGAUACUGGUUGUCAAGGCAACAGACUCUGCCCUUGAUGCCACCCAGAGGCGCUGGGGUUCAGUCACAGCAAGGGUGUAUGUAACCGAUGAGAACGACAAUCCACCAGUGUUCAGCUCGCCAACAGCUGUCAGUGUGAUGGAGGACCAGCCGGUGGGCUUUGUGGUGCUGUAUGUCAUGGCCAGAGAUGCAGACCAAGGGGAGAAUGGCAGAGUGACCUACAACAUUCAGUCAGGCAACACUGGAGGAACAUUCAGCCUCAACCCCAACACUGGCUCUCUGUCUAUUUUCAAACCUCUGGACCGUGAGGAGCAGGACGUCUUUAACCUCACAAUAACUGCUGAGGAUCAUGGGAUACCCCAGCACUCGUCCAGCCAGCUGCUGUGUGUUCACGUGAUUGAUGUUAAUGAUGAGGUGCCCCGGUUUGAGGAGAGCCUGUACAAAGCCCAGAUCUCUGAGAACCAGCCUCCAGGAACUACUGUGUUGACAGUGUCUGCCUCUGAUCUGGACCAAGGAACCAAUGGGCAAGUGACAUAUGGUGGUAUCUCAGAGAAGGGUUUCAGCAUCAACCCAGUGACAGGUGUAAUAACAACCACUAAAUCGCUGGACAGGGAGCUCCAGGAGUACUACACAGUGACAGUUUAUGCAAAAGAUGAAGGCCUUCCCCCCAACUAUGCCAAAGCCACAGUGAGGAUCAGACUGCUUGAUGAGAAUGACAAUGCUCCUUUCUUUGGCCGUCUGUACUACAGCAUAGAGGUGCCUGAAAACCUGGAGGCAUUACCUCUGUUUACCCUGAGAGCCACUGACCAGGAUGCAGGAGAUAGUGGGGAAUUAAACUACAAAAUUACAGCUGGAGAUCCAUCAGGAGACUUCCGCCUGGACAAAAAGUCAGGUGUGUUGUCCACCUCAAGGCCUCUGGAUCGGGAGAAGAGGGCUGGGUACACAAUAACGGUCACAGCUCAGGACCAGGGCCAUCCUCCCCUCAGCGGCACCGCUACGGUGGAGGUGACCAUUCUGGACAUCAACGAUCACAGCCCCCAGUUUCAGAGUAGUACCUACACUGCGGAUGUUUCGGAAGAUGUUCCCAUUGGCUCACUGGUCCUGGAGGUGAAAGCCAUUGAUCUGGACCAGGGUCCUAACAGCCAGGUGCUGUACUUUCUGAGCCAUGGCACCCAGAGCAUGUUUAUCAUAGACCAGAACACAGGCCGCAUCAUCACAGCAGCACCCCUAGACAGAGAGAGAACUGCCUCUUACACCUUUGAGGUCUGUGCCACUGACUCCUCCCCUGCAAACCCACGUAACUCCACUGCUCAGGUGACUGUCUACAUUCAGGAUGUGAACGACAAUGCACCCUUCUUCAUUCAGGACCCACUUAUUGUGAACAUCUCUGCCAGCAGCGUGUCCAGCCGCCGAGUGCUGGCUACCAUGAGGGCAGAGGACAAAGACUUUGGGGCUAAUGGCUCUGUGUUUUAUCGUUUCGCCAACCCCGUGAGGGGCUUCACCAUCAACUCGCUGACAGGAGAUAUCCAGGCCACAGAGAAGCUGCAGACUCUGACCCAAAGCCAGAGGACUUUGAUAGUUCAGGCCAUGGACCAGGGCAACCCAGCUCAGUCUUCCCUUGGGGUGGUUAUCAUUUAUAUUAGGGAACAGAGCUACAGGGGGAUUCGCUUCUCUCGCGCAGCUCGAGAUGUCAGUCUUCAGGAGAAUGCUGCUAAAGGCACUGUAGUAACACAGACUCAGGCCCAGUACCCCGAUGGCUCUCAAACUGGUAUCAGCUACAGUAUUUUCAGUGGAAACAGAAUGCAAUCCUUUGGAAUAAACCCCAUUACGGGUGAAAUAUGGGUCCAGAAAUCUGAAGAACUAGACUUUGAGGAGACUCCGAAACUCCGCCUUGUGGUGAAAGCUGAGACGGCAUCCUCCAGCUCCUACAUGGCUGUCAACUUAAUCCUGCAGGACGUCAAUGACAACUUGCCACGCUUCCAACUCCAGAACUAUGUAGCCUACAUUAGGGAGGCACAAGGCUACGAUUUUCCCAUUAUUCAGGUGGCUGCAGAUGAUCUGGACCAGGGUCAAAAUGGUCAAGUGACCUACUCUAUCAGGUCAUCAUCCAUGAGUGGUUUGUUUAAGAUAGACCCGCUGACUGGCAGCAUCACCACUGCAGCCAUAAUGGACAGAGAGAUCUGGACACAGACAAAGCUUGUUGUUACAGCAACAGACCGAGGAACCCCACGACUAGCUGGCUCUGCCACCCUCACUGUGAUCAUCAUCGACCUCAAUGACAACAGUCCCAUGAUUCCUGUGCAUCAGGAGAUCCGAGUGCCUGAGGAUACUUUGAUCGGCACAGUCAUCACCCAAGUAACAGGAAAUGACGUAGACUCAGGGCCAGCCCUCUCCUACACACUACACCUGGAUACAAACAGCCAAGGCAUGUUCGGGAUUCAUCGUUAUGGAGGAGGGGUGUCUCUGACUGGCCCUCUGGACUAUGAGGAAAGGACGUGGUACACUCUGACCGUCCGCUCAUCCGACUCCAAGCAUCAAAGCGAGGCCAACAUUACUGUGCUGGUGGAUGAUGUGAACGAUAAUGCCCCCACCUUUACACAAGACUUGUAUCAGGUGACUGUAUCAGAGCACCUCCCAGCAGGCAGUGCAGUCAUCACAGUAACAGCCACUGACCGUGACUCUGGGGACAACGGGAAGAUUACCUACAGAGUAAUGUCAUCAACUAGAGGCGUCUUCUACAUUGACCCAAGCAAUGGUACUCUGUUUGUCAACCAAAAAACAGAGUUUGACUUUAAGAACCCCUCCAUCCUGGUGAUAAUUGAGGUGCGGGAUCAGGGCACUCCAUCCCUUUCAUCAGUUGCCACUGUGCAGGUACAAGUGUCUGAUGUCAAUGACAACGCCCCCAUCUUCCACCAGUCAGAGUACAGAGCCACUGUCAGUGAAGAUGGGCUUCCUGGAUCAACUGUUCUGACCUUAGAAGCUGUGGAUGGAGACCUGUCUCGGGACAACUGUGGUUUUGAUUUUGCCAUUGCCAGUGGCAACUCAGGUAAUGCCUUCCAGAUUGAGAGCAGCGUGCGAUUCUUGGAGGGACAGGGUUUCCAGACAGUUGGCAGCCUGAUCCUGGUGGAGGAGCUGGACUUUGAAUCAGUGCCAAGUUAUAACCUGACUGUUGUGGUAUCGGAUCGUGGAAUCCCUCAGCGUAGCUCUAGUGUGCCCAUCCUCAUCAGUGUUACAGAUGCCAAUGACAACCCUCCAGCUUUCAGCAGAGCAGAGUACAGUGUAGUACUGAGUGAGGGUGCAGCAGCAGGGACAGAAAUCUUGCAUCUAUCUGCCACAGAUCCAGACUCUGCUCCCAAUGGAGAAGUGCAAUACUCCAUAAGCUCAGGGGACGAGACAGACCUUUUCCAAGUGGACCGGUGGACUGGAGCCUUGAGGCUGCAGAGACCUCUACACAGUGAGAGACAGUGGUCCCAUAUGAUUGUUGUCCAGGCUACUGAUGGUCUAGGGCACUACGCUUUGGCCCCAGUUAGUAUUGAGGUGAAGGACAUCAACGAUAACCGGCCCUUCUUUCCCCUCAAACUCAUAACUGCGAGCAUCAGGGAAAACCAACCCCAGAAUGCCUUAGUCACCAUGCUGCAUGCAAUUGACCAUGACAGAGGGGUUUUUGGACAAUUGAGGUACUUCAUGUUAGAUAACUCUAAAGAGGUAAGAGAGGCCUUCUUCAUGAACCAAACUUCAGGAGAAGUACGGACUCGCUCUACUUUUGACUUUGAGAGGGUUAACUCCUUCCAUUUUGUGGCUGUUGCCAUGGAUGCUGGCAACUAUUCUGCUACUGUAACAGUGCAGGUUUAUGUUACAGGGGAGGAUGAAUAUGAUCCUGUUUUCACCUCCUCAGAGUUCUCAUUCGAAGUGCCUGAGGGAGCAAAGAAAGGUCAGAUCAUUGGCAAAGUCCAAGCCAGAGAUGAGGACGGAGGCGUGGAUGGCAUUGUCCUCUACUCCCUAGCAGACAGUUCGCCUUAUUUUGAAGUCAAUAAAUCAACAGGAGCGAUUUUCUUAAAGAUGGACAGCUACAGUAGACAUGUGAGUCGCUCUAAAAGAGAGUUGCGUCUAAUGACACUGGACGUGACUGCUCACAGCCCUCUGGAGAUGUCCCGUGUAGCAGUGGCCAAAGUUACUGUAGAUGUGACCCGUACAUCUUUUGGUCUCACUAAUGACAUGAAUAUGCUUCUUAUCAGCGUCAUUGCAGUUUCACUUGGGACUAUAGUCAUACUGAUAAUAAUUGCUGUGGCACUCUUUCUUGUUAAAUUAAGACGGCAGAAGAGGGACCGAAAUGCACAUGGACGGACACCGGCAUCAGGUACCAUGCUGCACAAGUUUGACGAAACAAAGAUAGCAGCAAGUGAAAUGAUUUACCAUCAGGCUCUUCCUGGAUACACAGCUGAUCAGAGUGGCAGCAGUGGGGGUCCAUACACUCGUGGAGGAUCCUUGGAUCCUUCCCACUCCAGUGGACGUGGCUCUGCGGAGGCAGAAGCAGCAGAGGAUGAUGAGAUCAGAAUGAUAAAUGAAUACCCCAGAGUGUCAAGUAUCUCAUCCUCCAUGCAGGAGCGCAUCUCUGCCCGAGGUCCAGAUUCUGGAAUCCAGCAGGAUGCAGAUCAGCUAUCAGAUGUGUCCUGUGAGCCUUCAAUAGAUUGGUUCAAAGGGAAGAAACUGGGCAGUCUGAAUAGUACUUUAUUAGCUGGCCAGGUGCCAGUCUACAGGGAUGAAGGGGGUGGGUAUGUGGGUGUGGGACGGGGACUUAGUAUCUCCCACCCUAAAGAUUAUACUUUCCCAGAGGAUGGAAAGCCUGCAGUCGAUGGCUCCUUGACAGCCAUCGUGGCCAGUGAUGAGGAGCUGAGGGGCAGCUAUAACUGGGACUACCUGCUAAACUGGUGUCCCCAGUUCCAACCUUUAGCUAAUGUUUUUACUGAAAUAGCACGUUUAAAAGAUGAAACAGCUCCUCCUCAUCCUCGCAGGUCGUUUCAUCACAAAGCAAAGGCAGAGUCAAGAAUCGACCCCCCACCUCUCAUAACCUCUGUGGCCCACCCUGGGGCCAAAACUGUACCUCCAAAGCCUGCCGUGGGGAGGACUUUCCCCCACUUGGCUUCUUUGCGAAGAUCCCCUCUCAGCAAAGAGGGAUCCAUCUCCUCCGUCGCCAUGUCUCCAAGUUUCUCCCCAUCUCUCUCACCACUGGCAGCACGUUCUCCUGCAAUCACACCCUUCAGUGUCUCACAGGGUCCCUCCGCAUCGAUGAUCAGCACAACUGAACACAAUUUAGAGCACAGUGAGGAGGCAGAGCUGAGGAUUUAAAUUCUAAAGACACAUUUUUUAAGGGUGAAUAAAGACUGAGUCAUUGCUGUCCCAGACUUGUUCUACUGUAUGACCACAGGGGCUGCAACCUGAAAUGAGUAAAUGCUAUUCUCUUUCUCAAGAGUACACAUGGUCACACUAAGAAGUCCAAAUAACUGAAGUUGUGGUGCUUACUGAAGAAAAAUUAAACUACAUGACUAACAGGCCAAAAUGGACUAAACCUUUUUUUUGUUUAUGCUUGUGUGAAAGAAACUCCUCAUUCUUCUGUUGAUCAGUGUUAAUUUGCACAUUUGAAUGGAGAUUCAUACAUGAUGUCAAUAUUUUGUACAAAAGCAUUGUCUAUAUUUUUAUAUUUACAUGUGGUUUCUGACAAGAAAUGGCAUUAAUGUGUCAAAAGGUUGCUAAAACCUCAGAAUAUAUUUCUAUAUUUGUAUAUUUGUAGUUUGUACUGUAUACUUGUUUGUACUGUAAGUUGGUUUUAUCUCUCGUGAUUCUUAACCUUGUGGUUUUAAAUGAAGCUCUUCAUCAAUGCUUUAUGAAUUGGGUUAUUUGUAACUGGCUAUUGUAAAUAUUUAUAGAGAAAGAGAUGUCCUUGCUUGAACAAAUGAAACAUCAGUCAGAAUAGACUAUUGUGUGAUCGGAUUUUCUACGGUUCCAGUGUUUGAUCUCACAUCAAAAGGUUAUCAUGAAUGUGAAAUGCUGAAAAGUUGUCUUAGUCCUCAACAUACGUCCCUUCAUUUUCUGUAAAAGAAAAUGAAACCUGACAUCCAAUGAUCCUGUCCUUCAGGUGCCCUGGCUUUAAUUUCUCACAAUGAGCCUUACUGCUUUCAUUUUGCAUUGUGAAAAUACUAUGUGAGGGAGAACGUUGAGCAGCUACGUGGUAAGUGUAAAACUGUUUGCUCCAUCAGCAGCCUAAUCAUGUCAGAGAAUGCAAGCAGGUUCUGGUCAUUUUUCUACUCUUCUAUUGUUCCUCAGUAAAAUAUCAGAGAAAUAUUACUUAAAGGAUAACUUUAGCCUGCAGUCGCGAAAUGAGCUAAAACGGUAGAUAUGGGGGCAAAUGCGU
Messenger RNA from Epinephelus lanceolatus (giant grouper), 11241 nucleotides. Its product is annotated as protocadherin-16-like. Gene Ontology annotation, biological process: homophilic cell-cell adhesion. The record is from RefSeq and is a predicted model, not a curated record. Gene Ontology annotation, molecular function: calcium ion binding. Lineage: Eukaryota; Metazoa; Chordata; Actinopteri; Perciformes; Serranidae. Gene Ontology annotation, cellular component: plasma membrane.